Messenger RNA from Lactuca saligna, 561 nucleotides. NCBI's taxonomy places the organism in Eukaryota, Viridiplantae, Streptophyta, Magnoliopsida, Asterales, Asteraceae. The record is from the annotation of a GenBank genome assembly.
CAUUUUCCCCCUGUUUAUUUAAAAACUCAGUCUCGUUUUCCAGAACCAACAAACCAACCAUUAACACAUUCUUCUACACUUCAAACUUCCAACUUCCAUCGCGAAUUCUUUAAUCAAAACCCACAUUUUCUCUUUCUUUUUUCGAUUUCUCUCACACCCAUUUCUCCGAUCUUCCAAAUUCUGCAAAAACCACCUAAAAAUCCUGUCAUGUCAUCAAUCUUUGCUUCAAACGGAAUGGUCUUAGCGACGGCCAUGGCCGCCGUCUCCGGCACCGUCAUCCUCCUCGCCUUCCGCUUCCAGAAACAACCCACCACCACCGUCGCCGGAGCCACCAAAUUCUCAAUCAUCAACCACCCAAGACCCUGCAUCUCCAUAGGUGGGACGAAGAAGAGGGUGAAAAAGAAAAAGAAGGUUCACUUUGCAGAAGAUGUGAUGGAACCAAGUGGCAAUGGAGAAGAGUUUAGAAAGAGACUUCAAAAAUGGCUCUUUACGCUGGAAUUCUCAAAGAUCGUAGCGUUCAUCGAUUGGCUUAUUCGUGACUUCUUUUUCAUUAGUCCCUGA